Molecule: messenger RNA, 1937 nt
Organism: Pelobates fuscus (common spadefoot toad)
Lineage: Eukaryota; Metazoa; Chordata; Amphibia; Anura; Pelobatidae
Gene: NUP54
Product: nucleoporin 54
Exons: 13
Coding region: 94-1782 (562 amino acids)
Biological process (GO): NLS-bearing protein import into nucleus; nuclear pore organization; protein localization to nuclear inner membrane
Cellular component (GO): nuclear pore central transport channel; nuclear pore
Molecular function (GO): structural constituent of nuclear pore
Source: RefSeq, a predicted model, not a curated record
CUUACGUCGCUCCGCCUUCCCCUGGCCGUCCUCGCGCUGCUCGCUAGCUGGGGAUUUUGAAAGUGUCAGCGCGGCGGCCUUACACUGCCUGUCAUGGCCUUCAGCUUCGGCUCCACCGCGGGGACUGCGGCCAACCAAGGUACAGGAUUCUCUUUGGGCACUUUUACUCCCAAAACAACUGCAUCAGGUUUUGGUUUUGGCACAGCCACCACUACUGCAUCAACUGGUUUUGGAGGAUUUGGAGGGCUUGACUCUGCGACCUCCAGCAACAGUGGGUUUAACUUUGGGGGGUUCGGGCUAGCUGCCAAUCCCACAUUAAACUUUAAUGUUGGAAAUUUCAGUGUUGCAACUGCUCCAGCACCACCCUUCAAUUUUGGUAACAGCCUGGCAAAUGCAGGGCUGUUCGGCGCUGCACAGAACAAAGGUUUUGGUUUUAAUACUGGUUUUGGCGCAACUGCAACAAAUACAGGACUGGGUGCAGGUCUAGGAACCGGUUUAGGAUUUGGAUUCAACACUCAACAGCAGCAGCAGCAGCAGCAACAACAACAGAGUGGACUUGGUGGUCUGUUCAGCCAGCCUGUUCAGAACAAUGCUCAAUCCAACCAGCUGAUAAACACUGCAAGUGCACUUUCUGCACCUACCUUACUUGGAGAUGAGAGGGAUGCCAUUUUAGCAAAAUGGAAUCAGCUUCAAGCUUUUUGGGGAACAGGCAAAGGAUAUUUCCACAACAACAUACCUCCUGUAGAGUUCACACAAGAAAAUCCAUUUUGUAGAUUUAAGGCCGUUGGUUUUAGUUGCAUACCUAAUAACAAAGAAGAAGAUGGCUUGGUGGCAUUUGUGUUUAACAAAAAGGAGUCAGAUCUAAGAGCUCAGCAGCAGCAGUUGGUUGAAAAUCUUCAUAAAGUCCUUGGAGGGAACCAAACACUCACUGUGAAUGUAGAAGGUGUUAAAACGAUGCCUGAUGACCAAACUGAAGUUGUAAUCUAUGUUGUCGAAAGAUCUCCAAAUGGCACGUCUAGGAGAGUACCAGCCACUACAUUGCACAAUUAUUUUGAACAAGUAAAUGUUAAAGCUAACCUGCAACAGCUGGGAGUCACGCUUACCAUGGCCCGAACUGAGCUUUCACCAGCACAGAUAAAGCAACUUUUACAGAACCCACCUGCAGGUGUUGAUCCAAUUAUUUGGGAACAAGCCAAGGUGGAUAAUCCAGAUCCAGAGAAAUUGAUUCCUGUCCCAAUGGUGAGCUUCAAGGAGCUUCUACGCAGACUUAAGGUUCAGGAUCAGAUGACAAAGCAACACCAGUCCAGAUUAGAUAUAAUAUCUGAAGACAUUAGUGAACUGCAGAAAAAUCAAGCAACAACAAUGGCCAAAAUUGCACAAUAUAAAAGAAAAUUAAUGGAGCUUUCACAUAGAGUUCUCCAGGUUCUAAUUAAGCAAGAGAUUCAAAGAAAGAGCGGCUUUGCUAUACAGGCUGAAGAGGAACAGCUCCGUGUGCAGUUGGAUACAAUCCAAAGUGAACUUAAUGCUCCGACACAGUUCAAGGGGAGGCUAAAUGAACUUAUGUCUCAAAUCAGAAUGCAAAAUCACUUUGGAGCAGUAAGAUCCGAAGAAAAAUAUUAUGUAGAUGGAGAUCUCCUGAGAGAAAUCAAACAACACUUAAAACAACAGCAAGAAGGACUAAGUCACUUAAUUGGAAUUAUCAAAGAUGACCUGGAAGAUAUAAAGCUCAUUGAACAUGGACUGAAUGACAAUAUUCAUAUUCGAGGAGGAAUGUUCAGUUGACCAGGCAGCACUAAUUACUUUUAGCUGAAUAUCUGAAACAUACAUAUUGUCAUUCAAGCUUUAAGAAGAACUCUCUCUACAAUAGACUGAUUGGAUUACUGUAGUCUUCUUGCAAUGCCAUAAUGCAAAUAAAACCGCACUUAUUUGCAAUUUAA